CACAAAAGCAUCAAAGCAUCUCUGCUGUCUCUCCUCUGGGAUGAACGCAGGUCAGGAUGGCCUGAGGUCCACUCAAGAGCCUCAUAAGCCAGCAGCUUUUGGACUGGGAAGCAGCAUAGUGAGCACUCAGCAGAACAACAAACACCAACAAGGAAGGGGAGCUUCACUCAGCCUGCUGCUGGGACAACACACAGCCGGGAGGUAUAAAAGCCGACAGACAGCCAGAACACCUCACACACACACACACACACACACGCACUCACACACACACACCGCCUCCUGCAGCCCCACCGCCCCCGCCAUGGCCGCGUCCACCCUGUCCGUCUGCUCCAGCGACCUGAGCUAUGGCAGCCGCGUCUGCCUGCCCGGGGCCUCGGACUCCUGCCCCGACUCCUCCUGGCAGGUGGACGACUGCCCAGAGAGCUGCUGCGAGCCCCCGUGCUGCGCCCCGGCCCCCUGCCUGACCCUCCUGUGUGGCCCCUCCUCCCCCUGCCAGGGAGACUGCUGCACCCCUGCGUGCUGCAAGCCCGUCUGCUGCACCCCUGCGUGCUGUAAGCCUGUCUGCUGCACCCCUGUGUGCUGCAAGCCCGUCUGCUGCACCCCUGUCUGCUGCAAGCCCGUGUGCUGCACCCCUGUCUGCUGCGAGGACUCCCCCUGCUCAACCCCCUCCUGUUGCCAGCCCAGCCCCUGCUGCAGACCCUCCUCCAGUGUAUCCCUGCUCUGCCGCCCCGUGUGCAGGCCCGCCUGCUGCACCCCUGUCUGCUGCAAGCCCGUGUGCUGCACCCCUGUCUGCUGCGAGGACUCCCCCUGCUCAACCCCCUCCUGCUGCCAGCCCAGCCCCUGCUGCAGACCCUCCUCCAGUGUAUCCCUGCUCUGCCGCCCCGUGUGCAAGCCCGUCUGCUGCACCCCUGUCUGCUGCAAGCCCAUCUGCUGCACCCCUGUGUGCUGCGAGGACUCCCCCUGCUCAGCCCCCUCCUGCUGCCAGCCCAGCCCCUGCUGCAGGCCCUCCUCCUGCGUGUCCCUGCUCUGCCGCCCCGUGUGCAGGCCCGCCUGCUGUGCCCCUGCCUCCUCCUGCUGCCGCCCGGAUUCCUGCGUGUCCCUGCUCUGCCGCCCCGCGUGCCCCCGCCCUGCCUGCUGCGGCCCCGCCUCAGGCCAGUCCUGCUGCUGAUGGGCACGUCCCCCCACUGCUACUAGGACUCCCACCCAAAGUAUUCGGAGCCUCGAGCCCAGUCUGGGGUCUCCUUCUGCCCCCAGGUGCCCACCGCAGCAGACAAGGCUGAGCCCUCACUGUCGGGCUGGCUCCCUAGGGCAGCUGCAGCUUCCCAAGGGCCCUGUGUGUCACCCGGUGUCCUCCUCUCUAUCAUAGCCAGAUUGAGGUCACUUUGUCCUGUCCUACGUGAGCGACCUAUCUGUUAACCAAUAAAGUCACCGUCAGCCCCUC
Felis catus (domestic cat) is the source of this 1441-nucleotide messenger RNA. Its product is annotated as keratin-associated protein 10-12-like. The transcript has a single exon. Gene Ontology annotation, cellular component: keratin filament. NCBI's taxonomy places the organism in Eukaryota, Metazoa, Chordata, Mammalia, Carnivora, Felidae. The coding region runs from base 41 to 1168 and encodes 375 amino acids. The record is from RefSeq and is a predicted model, not a curated record.